GAUGGGGCACAGAUGCUGCGGCAAACAGAAGGUGAAGAGAGGGCUUUGGUCCCCCGAAGAAGACGAGAAGCUGCUUCGUUAUAUCACUUCGCAUGGCCAUUCCAGUUGGAGCUCUGUCCCGAAGCUCGCUGGUCUGGAGAGAUGCGGAAAGAGUUGCAGGUUGAGGUGGAUAAACUAUCUCCGCCCUGAUCUUAGGAGAGGCUCUUUCACUGCCGAGGAAGAGCAGAUCAUCAUCGAUGUUCACCGCAUUCUAGGCAACAGAUGGGCACAAAUAGCGAAGCAUCUGCCAGGACGCACAGACAAUGAAGUGAAGAACUUUUGGAACUCAUGUAUAAAGAAGAAACUAAUGUCUCAAGGCUUAGACCCACGAACUCACAACCUGAUGCCUUCCCACAAGAGAGCUUCCUCCUUGCCAUCUAAUGAUAAUAAGGCCAAGGCCAAACAUCACCGUCCACUUGAUGAUCAUGAAACCUUCUCAAUCAUCAAAGACUCUCCUUCCAUCAAGAUCAAACCUUCUCUUCCAACUACCAUGAAUAAUCCUCCAACUUACGAUUCUUCAUCGAUAAUGCUGGGCCUUUUCGAUGAGAGUUAUCCAGACAGCUGGGACGUUGCUUUCGGCCGACAGUUUCAAGAAGAUCCCAUUCCGGUUGAGCGUGGAGACACCAUUGAUGAUCAAAGUCAAACGCUCGACGUUACCAACAUGGAUGUUUCCUUCGAUUGCUCCACUUUUGAUCCUGAUUUUGCUGCACUCUUCUCCUCUAUGGAAUGGUCCUUUUAAUUAUUCACAAUGUCCACGCACAUAUAAUGCACAAUCAAGUGCGUAUAUAUGUUGUAUAGGUUUUGCUUGUUAAUAAGCCGAGAUAUCCAUAUUAGUCCAAUCGAUUCCAUUUA
Tarenaya hassleriana is the source of this 891-nucleotide messenger RNA. Its product is annotated as myb-related protein Hv33. NCBI's taxonomy places the organism in Eukaryota, Viridiplantae, Streptophyta, Magnoliopsida, Brassicales, Cleomaceae. The coding region runs from base 2 to 778 and encodes 258 amino acids. The record is from RefSeq and is a predicted model, not a curated record. The transcript has 3 exons.